AAAUUUCUCGGCGCUUUGGAUGCAAAAGAUGUUUUCUUCUAUUUUGGAACCAGUUCAGUGUCUGAUGUACCCGAGUUUGUUGUUGCUGAGCCAACUUGCCCAUGUAAAGAAGAACAGGUUGGGCUGACGUCCUGUCGUAUUCAACAUUGCUCCAUUGAGGCCUGGGGAGAACUCUACGCCUUUGAAUUUCUAGAGGACCAUACCCUCCUUUCCUCUUCCUUUGUGAGCAAUCAAGUGGUGAACUCUUCCUUUAGCUUAUUGAAGCGAUUCUCAGGCAACUGCUUUGCAGGUGGAAAUCCACUGCAGCCUCCUGAGGCGAAGUGCAGAGUCACUUACUGUGAAGGGCAGCUGCAAGGAGUCGUCGUUGCAGAUGGGGAAAAGAUUCAUAUCAGGCCUGUCAGAAGCCAAGAUGUAGCCCUGCUGAAGGACCUCAGCUUCUCCAGACCCCACGUUCUCUUCAGAAGUGCUGCAAGAGAGGCAAAUGCGCGAAGAGUGCCGUUUCCUUCUCGCCUGCAGAAGAGGGCUGAGGGAGCUGUCAAACAUCUGGAGCUGAUGGUCGUAGCAGGCCCAGAUGUUUACUUGUACCACAAAGAGGACACGGAGCGGUAUAUUCUCACCAACCUGAACAUUGGGGCAGAGCUGCUGAGAGAUGCCUCACUGGGUGCUCAUUUCAGGGUUCACCUUAUGCAAAUGCUUGUUUUGAGAGAACCAGAGGCAGAGGUAAACAUCACGACAAAUAUCACCUCCUCGCUGAUCAGCGUUUGUGAGUGGAGCAAGAAGGUCAACCCCCAGAAUGACUCUGACCCCCAGCACGCUGACAUCGUCCUCUACAUCACCAGGUUUGACUUGGAGUUACCUGAUGGUAGCAAGGAGCUACGUGGAGUGACUCAGUUAGGUGGAGUCUGCUCCUCCUUCUGGAACUGUGUUAUCACCCAGGACACUGGUUUUGACCUGGGAAUCACCAUAGCCCAUGAGAUUGGGCACAGUCUUGGAAUCCCCCAUGAUGGUGAGGGGAAUGGGUGCAGCAGCAGCGGUUACAUCAUGGGUCCAGCAGGAAACCAACAUGUCAUUGUCCUUACUGCCCACAGCUGGGAAAGUGAUAUUUCUUAUGUUUCUAUCAGCACAGGCCAAACAGACUGCUUAAAUGACCUGCCGGACAUGGACGGCAGCAUCCCUGGAUGGAAGCCUGGCUUGUACUAUGGAGCAGAUGAGCAAUGUAAAAUAGCCUUUGGGAGCGUUGCCACAGCAUGCACCUUUGCUGACAGCAAUGUUGACAUAUGUGAAGUUCUCUCAUGCCACGUACAACCAGGAGACAAAUCCAGCUGUACUCGGCUUCUUGUUCCCCUCUUGGAUGGUACCGAAUGUGGAGUCAAUAAGUGGUGCUCCAAGGGACAGUGCAGCUCUCUGGAAGACCUGAACCCCAUGGCCGUGGUCCAUGGGCAGUGGUCCAGCUGGAGCCCUUUCUCCUCCUGCUCCCGCAGCUGUGGAGGUGGAGUUGUGCUAAGGCGGCGGUUCUGUAACAACCCCAGGCCUGCUUUUGGGGGGCAGGACUGCCCUGGUGUCAGCAUCCAAGCAGAGAUGUGCAAUACUCAGGCCUGUUCGAUGACCCAGCAGGAUUUUAUGGCUGAACAGUGUGCAGCAACAAAUUUAAAACCACUGUAUCCCACUGCGGGAACUCCUUCAUUUUACACCUGGACUUCUGCUGUAGGCUUUGCCAAAGGGGACAUGCUCUGCAAGCACAUGUGCAGGGCUGUAGGAAAGGAAUUCAUGGUGAGCCGCGAGGACAGUUUCACAGAUGGAACCAGAUGUGAGCAGGAUGACUCUGAGCGUCACGGAGCUUUUGGUCUGUGUGUAAUGGGAAGCUGCAGAGCAUUCGGGUGUGAUGGCCAGAUGGACUCCAAGAAGGUAACGGACUCUUGCAAAGUCUGUGGGGGUGAUAAUACUACUUGCACCAAAGUGAGUGGAUCUUACACAGACGGAAAAGCUAAAGAGUAUGUUACAUUUCUGUCCCUGCCUUACAACACCACCUUGGUCCGUGUUACCAAUCGGAGCCCACUCUUCACACAUCUGGCUGUGAAGGUUAAAGGAGAAUACGUGGUUGCUGGAAGAGGAAAAAUCUCACUGAAUGUCACCUAUCCAUCGGUUCUGGAGGACAGCCAGAUCGAAUACAAAGUAUUUCUCACCCAGGACAACCUGCCAAGCCUGGAGGAGGUCCAUGUGGAUGGGCCAACGCAGGAAGAAAUUGAAAUACAGGUCUAUCGAAGUUAUGCAAAAGAAUACGGCAAUGCCACCAACCCGGACAUCACCUUCAGCUACUUUGUCCCCAGAGAGAAUCUGACAUACACAUGGAUUCCUCAGCAGGGCCCGUGCUCCGUGACCUGUGGGGAAGGGAUGCAACCAGUGGAUCAUGUGUGCUUUGACCAGACAAAAAAUGAAAUAACAGAGGAUCAGUGGUGUCUGGAGCUGCCACAGCCCCUUUCAGAGCACAAGCCCUGUGCCAUGGAGCCAUGCCUGUACAGGUGGAAGAUGUCUCAGAUAGGGGAAUGCUCUGCUGUCUGUGGAACUGGAGUUGCCCAGCAGAAUCUGACCUGUGUUCAGUUUCGUGAUGGACUGGAGACUGUUGUGGAUGACAGCUUGUGCCCGGCAGAAGAAAAACCCCUCUCCAUUGUGCCGUGUGUGGUUAAUGUCUGCCCUUUAGGCUGGGACAAAGAGGAAGAUGCACACUUGCUUCAGACUUCAGAGUCACUUGGCCAUAUCCAGUUGGAGAAUCGGACUGUGUAUGUGUGGAGCCCUCUAGCUGGAGAGUGUUCCGUCUCCUGUGGUAGAGGUAAGACUCAGCUACAGUAUGUGUGUGUGGCUUUUGACACCAAAGAAGAAACCCAGGAAGAAAACUGUCAUCCGGUGCCAAAGCCAGAGAGCAGGAUGGAAGUCUGCGACCUCAGUCCCUGCCCACCAAGGUGGAAGGUAACCCCAGCUGGUCCCUGUUCCUCCAGCUGUGGGCUCGGCUUAGCUGUUCAACUGGUCACCUGUGUGCAGAUUCACCAGGGCAAGGAGAUUCUGCUGGAGGAACGUUUGUGUCCUCUGGCAGAGAAGCCUCUUACCAGCAUCCCCUGCGUCAUCCGCAUGUGCUCUUACGAAUGGAGCUUCAGCGAGUGGACAGAGUGUUCAACUUCGUGUGGGAAUGGCAUUCAGACACGGCAGGAUUUCUGCCUCAACCCGCUAACCCGUAAGCACGUGAACCCCAUCUUCUGCAGACACUUCCCCAAGGCCAUUGUGGUACGUGGCUGCUCCGCAGGGCCCUGUCCUGAGCAGGUGGUGGGCACCCAGUUCCCUGGAGCACAACUGCAGACAGUGACGCUCACUGCUCAUCUGACGACAGCUGCAACUGCCAAAGAGGCGAGAUACAAGGACGUGGUUCUACCUCCAUCUCCUGUGCCUCAGGAGCAGACAAAGACGAGUGGAGGUGUCUGUGGAAAGCUCUUCCUUAAUGCCACCGGGGUCAUCAACAUGACGGGGCUAGAGAGCAGCGACUGCACUGUGGCCAUUGGACGUCCUCUCGGGGAGGAGAUAACAGUCACCGUCCUGGAGAGCUCCCUCAACUGCAGUGCAGGUGAGGUGGUGCUCUUCUCUGGGCGAAUGAUGUGGCGGACAGGCUGCCGGAAGCUCCCAUUGUCACUGAUCAAUUCCAGAACGAACACAUUGAUUGUGAAACAGCGUGUUUUGCUGCCAGGAAAUGGGGUCAUUCUUCAGUACAACAGCAGAAAUGCAACUAAAAAAUAUUACCAAGACUGUGACAAGCAGCUGUUUGGUCCCCAAGGGGAAAUAGUGAAUCCUGUGCAAUUGCCUGAUCAAAUGCAAGGAGUGGUGUGUCGGACCUUCAUUAACGUGGCUCCUCGGCAUCGCAUCGCUAUCCGCGCCCUGUAUAUUGACCUGGGCAAUAAGAGCAACCAGACACAUUUUAAUUACAUCCUGGUCCGUGAUGUAAGCACCAUGAAGACGAUGGUGUUCCAUGGGAGGCAACAAUUCUUCUGGCAAUCAACGGGAAGCCAAGCUGAAAUUGAAUUUCAUGAAAAUUUUAAGGAACACCAAACCAGUUUCUGGGCUGAAUACCAUGCUAUUGAGCCCAAGUAA
Apaloderma vittatum (bar-tailed trogon) is the source of this 4131-nucleotide messenger RNA. It is a transcript of the gene ADAMTS13, whose product is annotated as ADAM metallopeptidase with thrombospondin type 1 motif, 13. Lineage: Eukaryota; Metazoa; Chordata; Aves; Trogoniformes; Trogonidae. Gene Ontology annotation, molecular function: metalloendopeptidase activity. Gene Ontology annotation, cellular component: extracellular matrix. The annotation marks the transcript as partial. Gene Ontology annotation, biological process: proteolysis; extracellular matrix organization. The transcript has 28 exons. The record is from RefSeq and is a predicted model, not a curated record.